Molecule: messenger RNA, 3026 nt
Organism: Microtus ochrogaster (prairie vole)
Lineage: Eukaryota; Metazoa; Chordata; Mammalia; Rodentia; Cricetidae
Gene: Rdx
Product: radixin
Exons: 16
Coding region: 519-2360 (613 amino acids)
Cellular component (GO): cytoskeleton
Molecular function (GO): actin binding
Source: RefSeq, a predicted model, not a curated record
GCGGGCGGGCGGCUCCGCUUCCUUCACUGCGGGCUUCGGACUCGGGCUCCCGCCGGCCAGCGCCGUCCUCGUCCCUCGGGAAGCCUUCGCCAAGGCCCCACAGCGCGUCCCCCGGCCGAGGCCCGUUCGUCUCGACCAGUGGCGCGGAGCACCCCCCCGGGAGGGCCGGGAGACACGCCGUCGCUGCGGCCGCGGCGUUGGCGCUCGGGCCCCGGCCUCGCCCGCCACUGGCGGGCCGCGGGAGGAGGGGGCGCGGGGCGGCCCCGCCUUCCCCCCCGAGGAGGCGCCGGGCGGCCAUAUUGCCGAGCUGUCUGCGGCGGCGGCGGCGCGUCUCCUCUCAGGCGGCUCAGGACUCGCACCGCCGCCUCUCCGUUCGCUCACUGCCAGCCGCGACGCCCCCGCCGAGCCGCGCCACAGCCAGUCGGCGGCGGGCAGGGAAGGAGCCGCUCAUUUUCGGGGCGAUAAUAGUUUAUAGAACUGAAGAGUUCCUGAAGAAGGUAACAGACAAGAGAAGGAAAAUGCCGAAACCAAUCAAUGUACGGGUAACUACAAUGGAUGCUGAGCUAGAAUUUGCUAUUCAGCCCAAUACAACUGGCAAACAGCUUUUUGACCAGGUUGUAAAAACAGUUGGUUUACGUGAGGUCUGGUUUUUUGGGCUGCAGUAUGUAGACAGCAAAGGAUACUCUACAUGGCUUAAACUGAAUAAAAAGGUGACACAGCAAGAUGUUAAAAAAGAAAAUCCUUUACAGUUCAAGUUUAGAGCUAAAUUCUUUCCUGAAGAUGUUUCUGAGGAAUUGAUUCAAGAAAUAACACAGAGACUUUUCUUCUUGCAAGUUAAAGAAGCCAUCUUAAAUGAUGAGAUAUAUUGCCCACCAGAAACUGCAGUUCUUUUGGCUUCGUAUGCUGUCCAAGCCAAAUAUGGAGAUUAUAAUAAAGAGAUUCACAAACCAGGAUACCUGGCUAAUGACAGACUCCUACCACAGCGAGUAGAAAAUAUGAAUACUUUUGGUUUUCAGUGGAGUAAGAACAUUGACGGACUACAGAUGAAACACUUCUCCACUAGAGGAGAAGUGGAUGGCAGGCUGUAUUUUAAUAGGGAAGAUUCGAUGAUGGAAUACUUGAAGAUUGCGCAAGAUCUAGAGAUGUAUGGUGUCAACUACUUUGAAAUCAAGAAUAAGAAGGGCACUGAGUUGUGGCUGGGUGUUGAUGCUUUGGGUCUGAAUAUUUAUGAGCAUGAUGACAAGUUAACACCUAAAAUUGGUUUUCCUUGGAGUGAAAUCCGAAAUAUUUCAUUUAAUGACAAAAAAUUUGUUAUAAAGCCAAUUGACAAAAAGGCACCUGAUUUUGUUUUCUAUGCUCCUCGUCUGAGAAUCAAUAAGCGGAUUUUGGCCUUAUGUAUGGGAAACCAUGAACUGUAUAUGCGAAGGAGAAAGCCUGACACUAUUGAAGUACAGCAAAUGAAGGCUCAGGCCCGGGAGGAAAAGCAUCAGAAGCAGUUGGAAAGGGCACAAUUAGAGAAUGAAAAGAAGAAAAGAGAAAUAGCAGAAAAGGAAAAGGAAAGAAUAGAGCGUGAGAAGGAAGAACUAAUGGAGCGUCUCAGGCAAAUUGAGGAGCAGACAAUGAAAGCCCAAAAAGAACUAGAAGAACAGACACGGAAAGCUCUGGAACUGGAGCAGGAGCGCCAAAGAGCGAAAGAAGAGGCAGAGCGGCUAGACAAGGAGCGCCGGGCUGCGGAGGAGGCCAAAUCUGCCAUAGCCAAGCAAGCUGCGGACCAGAUGAAGAACCAGGAGCAGCUGGCAGCAGAACUUGCCGAAUUCACUGCCAAGAUUGCACUUUUAGAGGAAGCUAAGAAGAAAAAGGAAGAGGAAGCUACAGAGUGGCAACACAAAGCUUUUGCAGCUCAAGAAGACUUGGAAAAGACCAAAGAAGAGUUAAAAACCGUGAUGUCUGCGCCCCCUCCCCCUCCCCCUCCGCCAGUUGUUCCUCCCACGGAAAACGAGCAUGAUGAGCAGGACGAGAACAGCGCCGAGGCCAGUGCUGAGUUGUCGAGCGAGGGGGUGAUGAACCACAGAAGCGAGGAGGAGCGGGUGACGGAAACACAGAAGAAUGAACGUGUGAAGAAGCAGCUCCAGGCAUUAAGUUCAGAAUUAGCCCAAGCCAGAGAUGAAACCAAGAAAACACAGAAUGAUGUUCUUCAUGCCGAGAAUGUCAAAGCAGGCCGCGAUAAGUACAAGACUCUGCGACAGAUUCGACAAGGCAAUACGAAGCAGCGUAUCGAUGAGUUUGAAGCAAUGUGGGGACCAAAACUGUAUGCCCUGUUCCAGAUGCGCUCGUGCCAAAGCAGCAUAAAGCAUAUGUAACAGGAUGAAGGCCUUCCUGCUCAUGAGGUCCCUGGCAGCUGACCCACGAUGAGCUUUAGACCGAGGAUGUACUAUGAGAGCCCUGUGUCUUGAACGCAUACACCCCAAACUCUGGUAUCUCCAGGACAACUGGAUGGACUGGUCCCCAUCAACCAGAGCGCUUGCUCGUGUUCUCCCCAACCCCCAGUCUUGUUUGCUCUCGGUUGUCAUCUUGCUGUUUUUCUCUUUCCUGUAGCUUUUCACUGUCCUCCUAGGAGCAGACCUCAGGAGAUGGACCAGGACUUGGGAGGUCUGCAGACCCUGCCUGUGGUCCUCAGCCAGCCAGCACCUGCUGAGCCUGGCUUUAAGAUACCAUUUUCUCAGACAGAUGCUGGAAGGCACCAGCUUCUGGAAAUCCCCCAGCACACCCCACCCCCGCGCUGUGUUUUUUUCUGCAUGACUAGCUGCUCAUAAGAUGGAAUCUAAGGGGACAAUUAUCAGGACUUUUCCACUUUUUAAAAAUGUGUGUGACUUAUCUUCGGCUUUUAUCUGAGCGCAAAUUUGGUGACGUACCUCUCCUGUGUGUACUCCUGUCGAAUCUGCAGAAAUCGAUGUGACAUACCCCCUCCUGUCUGGGCUGUUUGUAUAAUUGUAUAUAAAUGUAGCAAUAAAUAUAUUCUAACAACA